ACCAAGUAAUCCAUGGCUUCUUUUCUCCUCAUCAUUACCACCCUUCUCAUCUCUUUCCUCUUCUUCAUCAUCAUCUUCUCCAUUGCUAACAACAACAAGAACAAGAACAAAGCUCACCAACAUCCAUUACCACCAGGGCCAAGAGCUUGGCCAAUCCUAGGCAACCUUCUUCAACUGGGCUCUAAACCACACCAAACCCUACACAACCUCUCCAAAACUUAUGGUCCUCUCUUCCGGCUCAGGCUCGGCUCCGUCACCGCCAUCGUCGCAUCCUCAGCUGACGUGGCAUCACACUUCCUCCGCACUCAUGACGCCAACUUCUCCAGCCGGCCACCCAACUCCGGCGCCGAGCACGUUGCUUACAACUACCAAGACCUAGUCUUCGCCCCUUACGGUCCCCACUGGCGCAUGUUCCGCCGCUUGUGUUCUCUCCACCUCUUCUCACCUAAAGUCUUAGACGAACUCCGGCAUGUUAGAGAAAACGAGGUAACCCUACUAGUAACCGGACUCCGGCGAGCUGAAAAGGUUGACGUGGAAGUAGGAAAGGAGAUAAAUAUAUGUGUGACAAACGCACUGUCAAAAGCCAUGCUAGGGAGAAAAGUGUUUGAUGAUGAGGAUAAUGGAGAGUUUAAGGAUUUGGUGGUGGAACUCAUGAAGCUCUCCGGAUCAUUCAACGUCGGUGACUUCGUCCCAUGGCUUAAACCACUGGACGUGCAUGGUGUGGUGUCUAGGAUGAAGAAAAUCCAUAAAUGGUAUGAUGAUUUCUUGAACAAGAUCAUAGAGGAUCAUAACAAGGAAGGUGGACAUGGAGAUCUCUUAAGUGUGCUUUUAAGAUUGAAGGAGGAUCAUGAUAACAAUGAUGAAGAAGUCAAACUCACUGAUACCAACAUCAAGGCCUUGCUCAUGGACUUAUUCCAAGCGGGAACGGACACGACGUCUAGCACGGUGGAGUGGGGGUUGGCUGAGCUCUUGCGCCACCCGGACAUCCUCGCGGCGGCUCAGAAGGAGUUGGAUUCGGUGGUCGGGAGAGACCGGCUCGUGUCGGAGCUAGACUUGGCUAAUCUUCCACUCAUGCAAGCCAUCAUUAAGGAGACGUUUAGGCUCCACCCAUCUACUCCUCUUUCACUCCCUCACGUCGGCUCCGAGCCGUGCGAAGUUGGCGGCUUUCACAUCCCACAAGGUUCCACCAUCCUCGUCAACAUUUGGUCCAUAUCUCGUGACCCGGUUGUCUGGUCUAACCCACUUGAGUUUGAGCCGAGUCGGUUUCUCCCUGGAGGGAACCAUGCUGACGUGGACUUGAAGGGGAGUCACUUUGAGUUUAUUCCGUUCGGCGCCGGUCGCCGGAUAUGCGCCGGAAUGAGGUUGGGGUUGAGGAUGGUGCCGUUGGUGGUGGCUAGCUUAGUGCAUGGGUUUAAUUGGGCCUUGCCUGAUGGGCUUACUCCUGAGACUUUGAACAUGGAUGAAGACUUUGGGCUUACUUUGCAACGGGCCGUUCCUUUACUGGCCCGGCCCAUUCCACGAUUAAGCCCUGAAGCUUAUUUCGCCUGAUUCUCUAAAAGUUUAGAUAUGUUAUGUUUGAAGUUUUAUACGAGGAAUAUGAAUAAUAGCCUGGUUAAAUUAUAAAUUAUAAUAAAUAUAUUUUAUAUGUAUUUGUUACUUACAGUUAGAAGGGUUUCGGUCGAAUUCCCUUUGGAAUAAUAAAUCUUAAUAAUAUUUA
Dioscorea cayenensis subsp. rotundata (Guinea yam) is the source of this 1717-nucleotide messenger RNA. RefSeq names its product flavonoid 3'-monooxygenase CYP75B137-like. The record is from RefSeq and is a predicted model, not a curated record. The coding region runs from base 13 to 1548 and encodes 511 amino acids. Gene Ontology annotation, molecular function: iron ion binding; heme binding; monooxygenase activity. Lineage: Eukaryota; Viridiplantae; Streptophyta; Magnoliopsida; Dioscoreales; Dioscoreaceae. The transcript is spliced from 2 exons.